Molecule: messenger RNA, 937 nt
Organism: Prunus mume (Japanese apricot)
Lineage: Eukaryota; Viridiplantae; Streptophyta; Magnoliopsida; Rosales; Rosaceae
Product: oxygen-evolving enhancer protein 3, chloroplastic
Biological process (GO): photosynthesis; photosynthetic electron transport chain
Cellular component (GO): chloroplast; extrinsic component of membrane; photosystem II
Molecular function (GO): calcium ion binding
Source: RefSeq, a predicted model, not a curated record
ACAAAACUAAACAUCAUCCACCACCAAUCACAUGCGCCCAGAAAUAUAAUUUCCACAUUUCUGCCUCUGUUUUAUCUCACUUGGAAACUGAUCAUUGUUAAGAAGAAAUAAAACCCAGAAAGAAAGGUAAGGCAAGGAGGUUAAGGAGAAAUGGCACAAGCUAUGGCUUCAAUGUCUGGCCUACAUGGUUCAUCCCAGGCUGUGUUGGAAGGCAGCCUUCAUCUAAGCGGCUCAUCACGCUUGAACAUAGCCAGCAGCACCAACAGGCUGGCUGUGACCAAGUCCGGGUUCGCCAUAAGAGCCCAGCAAGCGCCUGCAGAGCCUGAAACUAGCCGUAGAGCCAUGCUUGGUCUUGUGGCCGCUGGUUUGGCCUCUGGUUCUUUUGUCCAAGCUGUGCUUGCAGAGGCUAAGCCCAUCAAAGUCGGUCCACCUCCACCCCCUUCCGGCGGAUUACCUGGAACUUUAAACUCGGAUGAGCCAAGAGACCUUGACCUGCCAUUGAAGGACAGGUUCUUCCUCCAGCCUUUGACCCCAGCUCAGGCUGCACAGAGGGCAAAGGACUCAGCCAAGGAAAUUGUUGCUGUGAAGGAGUACAUAGACAAGAAGGCUUGGCCUUAUGUCCAGAACGAUCUUCGUCUCAGGGCCUCGUAUCUCCGAUAUGACCUCAAGACUGUGAUUUCUGCCAAACCCAAAACAGAGAAGGAGCCACUCAAGGAACUCACUGGAAAGCUCUUCAAAGACAUUGACAAUUUGGACCAUGCAGCAAAGAUCAAGAGCACCCCAGAAGCAGAGAAGUACUAUGCGGCGACUGUUUCUUCCCUGAAUGAUGUUAUUGCAAAGCUUGGCUAAAAAGGGAUUAAUGUAUUUUUUAUGUAAGGCUGUAAGCUUUAUUUGACAGUUUAUGAGACGAAAUUAUGUGGAUGCUAUUUGGAGGAAA